Ziziphus jujuba (common jujube) is the source of this 853-nucleotide messenger RNA. RefSeq lists its product as uncharacterized. The record is from RefSeq and is a predicted model, not a curated record. Lineage: Eukaryota; Viridiplantae; Streptophyta; Magnoliopsida; Rosales; Rhamnaceae. The transcript has 7 exons. The coding region runs from base 274 to 570 and encodes 98 amino acids.
CUUAUAGGGUAUAAUUGGAUAAGACAGCAUAUUUUCCAAUUUCUUAUUCAUUUUACCAUACAUUUUCAAUCUUAUCAUAUAUUUAUAUUUGUAUUUAUAUUUCCCAAAAGUAAAUAAAUAAAUAAAAACAUACAUACAAUUCUUAUCUCACCUUCUUACUCAACCAUUUGCCAUUCUUUCAUCUCCCUUUUUCUCAUUUUUGGUUCCUUUUUCUUACUUGUCCUUCAUUUCUACUGCAUCUUUCACUUUGCUCUUCCACAAGGAGAGGCAAAGAUGGCAGAUUGCAACAGAAAUGAAGACUAUUUCUCUUCCCAAGACCACCAGGCAACAUCUGCGGGGAAGAAAUAUGGGGGACUUGCACCAAAGAAAAAGCCUUUGAUUUCAAAGGAUCAUGAGCGAGCUUUCUUUGAUUCUGCAGACUGGGCACUCUGCAAGCAAGGGGCAGGAGUGAACCAAAAAUCCACAGCUGCUGUAGAAACUCUUCGGCCAAAGCUAGAGAGAACGCCACACCAGCAGCUUCCCCCAAGAAGACCUGCUUGUACAUCUGGACGGGAAAACCUGGCGGAGUAGGAUCCAUUUAAGAGAUCUAGUUAGCCAGCCCAAAGCAAAAGAAGUGUUUGUGUAAUUGUGUGGAAAGUAAAUUAUGUUGUUGAUGAUACAAUUAGAGAUAAUGCUUUGAUUUUCAAUAAGCCUUAUUAUAAUAAAGGGAAUCCAUUCCUUUGUACUUAGCCCAUUGCUCAUAGUCCCAACUAUUUCCUGUAAACAAUUUUCUAGGACAUGUGAAUAAGCAACAUAAACUUAUAUGUAUGCAUUUGAUGUUAUGUAUAAUGUAAUCAAUCACCAACUUUUAAUA